This is a messenger RNA of Branchiostoma belcheri (Belcher's lancelet), 821 nucleotides long. RefSeq lists its product as uncharacterized. The record is from RefSeq and is a predicted model, not a curated record. NCBI's taxonomy places the organism in Eukaryota, Metazoa, Chordata, Leptocardii, Amphioxiformes, Branchiostomatidae. Gene Ontology annotation, cellular component: plasma membrane. The transcript has 3 exons. Bases 100 to 753 code for a protein of 217 amino acids.
AAAAGCGACUACGUAUACGUGCGGCAGUAUCUGAAACCGCUUUACAUUUUUGUCGAAGUUCUCGUACUUUGUGACACACAAUCAAAAGUAGUCCAAGGAAUGGAGGAAAAACAUGUCAAACUCGGCGAGACGAUUUGGAAUUACAUGUCUAUGGGACAUGAACUGAAAAAGAGUGAUGUAAUUCUGGUAUUCGGGAGCCAUGACAGGCGUGUUGCGGAGUAUGCAGUUGAACUGUGGCACCAGGGAUGGGCACCAUGGCUGGUCUUCUCAGGGGGGCUCGGAAAUCUCACACAAGGUGUUUGGGACCGUCCAGAAGCAGACAUCUUCCAUGACAUUGCUGUGGCAGCAGGCGUCCGACCUGACAGUAUCCUGGUGGAGAACAAGUCAGCCAACUCAGGACAAAAUGUCAUUUUUUCAUACAAACUCCUAAACGACAACAACAUCCCUACCAGUAGCAUCAUCCUUGUUCAAAAACCUUACAUGGAGCGCAGGGCUUAUGCAACAUUCAUGAAGCAGUGGCCAGGAAACAUAGAAGAAACAUCCUUGUGUGUUACCUCGCCAAGAAUCAGUUUCCAUGACUAUGCAAAUGAAGAAGUGGGGCCGAUGAAGAACACUGUUGAGAUCAUGUUGAGUGAUCUGUACAGGGUCCAUACCUACCCGGAAAAGGGUUUCCAAAUAUACCAAGAAAUACCUCCUGAAGUGUGGGAAGCAUAUGAAAAACUCAUGGAAGCAGGAUACAAAUGGAAAUACUAGAUCAGAAAAAAAGUUGAAUUGAAACGUUCCAUGUUGCCAAUGCCUUGCCAGUUUACUAGUCUAAUAGA